AUGUCGCUAGUACAUCCAGAUACAUCUAAUUAUCCUUUUCGGUUUGCACCGUUUCUUCGGCAGGAAUAUUCCUUCUCUCUUGAUCCCGACAGACCAGUAUGCCAAUACUACAACUCCAAGGAAGGCGCUUCCUCAUGUCCCAACGGCACGCUGUGCCCCAACAAACACGUCCUGCCCAUAUUUCAGAACAAAAUCGUCUGCAAGCACUGGCUGCGUGGACUGUGUAAGAAGAACGAUCAAUGCGAGUACCUACAUGAAUACAACUUACGCAAGAUGCCCGAGUGUGUGUUCUUCACGAAAAACGGUUACUGCACACAGAGCCCUGAGUGCCAAUACCUGCAUAUAGACCCCACGUCCAAGGUUCAACAGUGCGAGGACUACCGCAUGGGCUUCUGUCCAUUGGGAACCGCCUGUCCGUGCAAGCACGUUAAGAAGAUCAUCUGCCCGAAAUACGUGACGGGCUUCUGCCCGCUGGGCCGCGACUGCGACUGGGAACAUCCGCCGUUCUACGUACCCAAUGAGCUCAGCAAGAUCCGCAUUAAGCGCGACGACGAAAUCAAUACCAAGAAGCUCGACGAGGAGAAGGAGCGGCGCCUCAACGCCAUCAUCAACGGGGAGCUAGUCAUAUAA
This is a messenger RNA of Eremothecium gossypii ATCC 10895, 630 nucleotides long. It is a transcript of the gene YTH1, whose product is annotated as cleavage polyadenylation factor RNA-binding subunit YTH1. The record is from RefSeq and is marked provisional. Bases 1 to 630 code for a protein of 209 amino acids. Lineage: Eukaryota; Fungi; Ascomycota; Saccharomycetes; Saccharomycetales; Saccharomycetaceae. The transcript has a single exon. Gene Ontology annotation, molecular function: RNA binding; metal ion binding.